AUGUCGCAACUCAUCAACAAGCCACUCCUUGGCCCCCUCGUUGCCCUCAACGGUUGGGUUUUCGCUAUAGAAGCCCUGCUAUAUAAACGCAGAAUUCCUGCGCUUUCCAAGUAUGGCGUCACUUUCGAUCCAGCUACUGUUAAGCAACAAAAGGCAGAGAAAUUGCCUCCUUUUGUCAAUUGGGCGGCAGAUAAUUUCAACAAUUUACAAGAGCAACCUACCCAAUUCUAUGCUAUUGUGCUUGGGUUAAGCUUGUUAGAUAUUAAGGAUAAGAAUACUGUUCGCUUGGCAUGGGCUUAUGUUGGUCUACGAGUUCUUCACAGCUUGAUUCAUGUAUCAACUAAUAAUCCCGGUAUCCGUUUCCCGGUUUUUGCCGCGAGCUCGUUUGCGCUUUUGGGGAUGACAGCUAAGGCGGCUUGGGAAAUUUUCUUUUAG
Messenger RNA from Fusarium subglutinans, 435 nucleotides. Its product is annotated as membrane-associated eicosanoid glutathione metabolism. Gene Ontology annotation, cellular component: membrane. Lineage: Eukaryota; Fungi; Ascomycota; Sordariomycetes; Hypocreales; Nectriaceae. Bases 1 to 435 code for a protein of 144 amino acids. The transcript has a single exon. The record is from RefSeq and is a predicted model, not a curated record.